CCUCAGAUCGAAGCAGUCGCUGUCAGUUACUCCUACGUCGGCAUCUUGUUCACUUCAUAUUGGUAGUACAACUUAUUCGUUCCAGUUUCCGAAUUUCUGCAACUAAUCAACGAUUUGUAAAGCCCAACAAAAUGGUCUGGAUUACAGUCGACGAUAAGAUGGCAGCAGGACAAUCUCCAAGAGCUCAGACUGAGCAAAGUCAUCUCGACCACAUGUGCGCCCUUGACAGUGACUCUCGUGCGGCCUUCUACCGUCUCUCUGGCAUUAUCUGCACCAUUGGACCGGCCUCAAGGUCCGUGGAGAUGCUCGAGAAGAUGAUAGAGACCGGCAUGAACAUCGCUAGAAUGAACUUCUCUCAUGGUUCUCAUGAAUAUCAUGCUGAGACUAUUGCUAAUGUGAGACAGGCGCAGAAGAAUCUCUCCGAGAGGAACAAGGUCAAUGUUCCUGUUGCUAUUGCACUUGAUACGAAGGGGCCGGAAAUUCGUACUGGUCUUUUGGAAGGUGGUGGAUCAGCCGAAGUUGAGCUGGUGAAGGGUCAGACCUUCAAGUUAUCGACAGACAAAGCCUACUCUGAAAAAGGCAAUGGCGAUACCGUCUGGGUGGACUACGAAAAUAUCUCCAAAGUUUUGAAAGUGGGCAAUCGAGUCUUUGUGGAUGACGGCCUGAUCUCCCUGAUUGUGACAGCAGUGGCGCCCACACAGAUCACCACUACUGUGGAGAACGGUGGCACUCUGGGCUCCCGAAAGGGCGUUAAUCUCCCUGGAGUUCCAGUGGAUUUGCCAGCAGUCUCCGAGAAGGACAAGUCCGACCUUCAGUUCGGUGUUGAACAGGAGGUGGACAUGAUCUUUGCCUCCUUCAUCAGGAAUGCAGCUGCCUUAACUGAGAUCAGGGGAAUUCUCGGUGACAAGGGAAAGAAUAUCAAGAUCAUAUCGAAGAUUGAGAAUCAGCAGGGAAUGACCAAUCUCGACGAGAUCAUAGAGGCAUCCGACGGUAUAAUGGUGGCUCGUGGUGAUCUUGGAAUUGAAAUUCCCCCGGAGAAGGUAUUCCUAGCGCAGAAGUGCAUGAUCUCCCGUUGCAACAAGGUCGGAAAGCCUGUUAUCUGCGCCACCCAGAUGCUGGAGUCAAUGGUGAAGAAGCCAAGGGCAACGAGGGCCGAGUCAUCAGAUGUUGCCAAUGCCAUUCUCGAUGGUGCUGAUUGUGUUAUGCUCUCUGGUGAGACUGCCAAGGGUGACUAUCCCCUCGAGUGUGUUCGCACUAUGGCCAAUAUAUGCAAGGAGGCCGAGGCUGCCAUAUGGCAUCGACAACUAUUCAACGAUCUCGAGAGCAAGGCCAUUCCUCCUAUUGACGCUACUCAUGCUGUUGCCAUUGCUGCUGUUGAGGCCUCCGCCAAGUGUUGCGCCACAGCUAUCAUCGUUAUCACGACUUCUGGCAGAUCUGCUCAUCUCAUUUCCAAGUACAGGCCACGCUGUCCUAUCGUCGCUGUCACUAGGUUCCAUCAGGUCGCCAGGCAGGCACAUCUCUAUCGUGGAAUAUUGCCCCUUCAUUAUACUGAACCACCAGUCGCUGAUUGGCUGAAGGACGUUGACCUGCGUGUCCAGUAUGGCCUCAAUUUCGGAAAAAAUCGUGGCUUCUUGAAGACUGGAGACACUGUUGUGGUGGUGACUGGAUGGAAGCAGGGUUCUGGCUUCACAAACACUCUUCGUGUUGUGACCGUCGACUAAGGCCGAUACACUAGCUGGAGUGUUGCUGAGUGUAAGGACACAUUAGGGAGCAACAAUGAGCCCAUCAAGAGGAACGCAGUGAAUACUCUACGUUCAAUACGCUACAGAGAACAAUAAAUAAUUAUAUUACGUUGUUUCAAUUCAUAGGCAUUCAAAAACUGGAAUAUCCAAAACUGUCUAACAUUAGUUUCAGUAUUAUGUCACUGUUAUAGGGCUUGCGGAUGAUAAUAAGAGAAUAUACAUUGAGAUCUGUAACUGAUGGUUGGUGAUAUUAUAAUUAAAUAAAUUAUUGAAUCACAGAAGAAA
Messenger RNA from Diachasmimorpha longicaudata, 2027 nucleotides. RefSeq names its product pyruvate kinase-like. Gene Ontology annotation, cellular component: cytoplasm. Bases 132 to 1721 code for a protein of 529 amino acids. The record is from RefSeq and is a predicted model, not a curated record. Lineage: Eukaryota; Metazoa; Arthropoda; Insecta; Hymenoptera; Braconidae. Gene Ontology annotation, biological process: glycolytic process. Gene Ontology annotation, molecular function: potassium ion binding; magnesium ion binding; pyruvate kinase activity. The transcript has 5 exons.